AUGCAGCCCACUCGUAGAAGUACUAGUACCGGCUUGCCGCUUUUCGUGCGUCAGAGUCGGCCGUGCCUCUCGAAGCCACUCAAGGCAAGUGUCUCUCUCGAGGGACAGAGGGCGAAGCGACACAGGCGAAGGACCCAGACCAAAGGCGAAGGACAGAGAGGAAGGGCGAAGGACAGAGAGGAAGGGCGAAGGACAGAGAAGAAGGGCGAAGGAGAGAGAGGAAGAAAGAAGGACAGAGAGCAAGGGCGAAUGACAGAGAGGAAGGGCGAAGGAGAGAGAGGAAGAAAGAAGGACAGAGAGCAAGGGCGAACGACAGAGAGAAAGGCCAAAGGACAGAGAGCAAAGUGCGAAGUACAGAGAACGAGGGCGAGCAAAGGGCGAAAGGAUAGAGAGCAAAGGGCGAAGGACAGAGAGCAAAAGGGUGAAGGACAGAGAGCAAGGGCGAAGCACAGAGAGCAAACGGCAAAGGACAGAGAGCAAAAGGGCGAAGGGGAGAGAACAAAGGGCGAUGGAAAGAGAGCAAGGGCGAAGGACAGAGAGCAAAGGACGAAGGGCAUAGACCAAAGGGCGAAGGACAUAGAGCAAAGGGCGAAGGACAGAGAGCAAGGGCGAGGGGCAGAGAGCAGGGUCGAGGGGCAGAGAGCAAGGUCGUGGGACCUGCUAGAGCACCAAGACAGGCACAAGGAGUGCCAGGCAGCAUGGGGGCAGAGCAUCUCCGGGUGGAGUGGUGAGAGUCCGGACUGCAGCAGUGCCACGGGCCUCGCGUGCGAUCCCUCCGGCAUGAUCGUGAUCAUGUAA
This is a messenger RNA of Closterium sp. NIES-65, 798 nucleotides long. NCBI's taxonomy places the organism in Eukaryota, Viridiplantae, Streptophyta, Zygnematophyceae, Desmidiales, Closteriaceae. The record is from the annotation of a GenBank genome assembly.